Molecule: messenger RNA, 3989 nt
Organism: Boleophthalmus pectinirostris (great blue-spotted mudskipper)
Lineage: Eukaryota; Metazoa; Chordata; Actinopteri; Gobiiformes; Gobiidae
Product: trace amine-associated receptor 1
Exons: 2
Coding region: 1807-2865 (352 amino acids)
Biological process (GO): adenylate cyclase-activating adrenergic receptor signaling pathway
Cellular component (GO): membrane
Molecular function (GO): trace-amine receptor activity
Source: RefSeq, a predicted model, not a curated record
AAGCAGCGGUCAUCAGACAGAUUCAUUAUUUAAGCGGCCUGUCGUCAGUGCUAGUAUUAGGCCUGUAAGAAGAAAAAUGACGGUUGAAGACAAUGAAAAAGCGGCAAAAUCCGUAAGUUGCUGAAAGCACUGCAGUAACUACAAUAAAAGUCCACUCCGUUAUACCCGCCACCACAGGGCGCGUCUGUUGUGUGUGAACAUAUAUAGAAGCACAAAUAUCUUGACAUAUUGAGAGUUGACAAUGUUGUUACAGCAGGGUUAUCAGUUACAUUUGCUUAACGGGGAGAAUCAUUCCCAACAUGUGUCUUUGGGCCAGACACUCUCAAUAAAACUAGGCUAUAUACAUAAAAAAUGUAUUUAUUUACUACCUACAAUUACCUUAUAGUAGCCUACAGGCUUUAUUUGCUUGCACAUAGGGACAUAGGGCAAUAUAAAGUUUCAUUAUAACAAAAAUAACCGGGGGGGCACGCAUAUUGAAGAUCGAUCACAGUUUUACAGCAUCAUGCCACAUUAUGUAUCUAUAUUACCAUUAGUAUUAGUAUUAGUAUUAGUAUUAGUAUUGGAGUACACCAAGAUCUCUGAAGGAUGUUCAAAUGUUACAGACGUUGGUUUCAAGUGAGAGAAAAAAAAAAAAACAAAAGUUAUACAAAAGACAAAUUCAUUUGUCAUUUCAGAACAGCGCUAUGUGAGUAUAAACAGGAGUUUCUGUUGAAAUAAAGUCCCUCUGGUCUAGCCAGGUUCUAUGCUCAUUUAUAUGUACAAUGUUUAUGCAGGAGAUAAAGACACUGCAGGGCCAACUCUAGUGUUCUUCUCUGGUGUGCUGAUUUUGCUUUGGCCCAAACGUAAAGGCCUGGUUUUGUUUUAUGCAGUACUUCCCUGUUAACACUAGAGGGCAAUCUUUGCAAACUGUAUAGCCCAAGCCUACGCUCUCGGGUUAGAAACAAACAAGGUAACGAAGUUUCCUUGGUAAAACUGAAAACAUGUUGCUUUCAUGGAAUGACUUCAUUUCACAGACCACCGUGCACAUGAAGUAACCCACGUAUCCACUGUUAUGUCCAUCUUACAUUAUUUUGGCUGGUUGUAUAAUGUGAAUAUAUAUUUAUGACCUGAGAGAGACAUAAUCACUUUUUACAAACUGUGAAAUAACCGAUAAAUAUUUUCAUUAUCUAUUCUUGUUGGCUGGUGUUUAGUCCUUCGUGUUGACUAAAGUCUUGUGUGUUAUGUUUUUUAAAUGAAAAAAAAAAAAAAAAGAUCAGUAAUAAAACACUUCUUCUAGCAGUACUUCUAGUCUACAACAACAACUACUACUACUACUAUUACUUCCACUACCACUACUACUACACUAAAAAUAACAAUAGUAAUAAUAAUGAUGAUGAUCGUUGUGUAGCUUUUUGAAAUCCCCUUCUGUUUAAUUAGCACAGAUCCUCCACACUCGAGAUGCACCUGUCAGUGGGUGAGGUCUAAGCUGCUCCGUAGAGAAUCACUGUCUUUGCUCUGCUGCAUCUUCAAACACGUCAAAAUCCAAUUAUACGGAUAUAUUUACUGUAGACAUAGCUGUGUUUGGACAAAACUACAAUGGACAUGCGAGUGAUACACCUAGUAAUCAUAAUAACACAUACUGAAUCAGAGUCCAUGGGUUUGAAUAGAGUUAAAUGAGAAAAUGUAUUACUCUUUCAUGCAUUAAUCAGAGUACUGGAGCAUUCAGCGUCACUUUUGUCGCCCUCCUCUCCGCCAAACCUUGGUCUAUGCACAAGCAACAAGGCAGAGACAUGAGAAGACAGGAGUCCAAACAGUUGUUUUGCAACCAUGGCCAAUCAUACUUCGGAGACACCUGCAUCCUUCAACUUUACCGAUGUACUUGAACUUGACUGCUCAAUACUGAGAAACCAAACAUCUCAAGUUUUCCUCUACAUCUUCCUCUCGCUCGUCAUCAUCUGCACCGUGGUUGGUAACUCUUUGGUGGUCUUGUCCAUUGCUUAUUUCAAGAGACUCCAAUCCGCUACCAAUUUCUUUGUUUUGUCACUGGCUGUGGCGGACUGCCUGGUCGGACUAAUUGUGAUGCCUUACAGUAUGGUACGGACCAUUGAGGGAUGUUGGAUAUUUGGCCCUCUGUUUUGUCAAAUUCACUCCAGCUUAGAUGUGAUGCUGUGUACCUCGUCUAUUUUCCAUUUGAGCUGUAUUGCUUUCGAUCGCUACUACGCCGUGUGCAAUCCGUUGUGUUACUCCCUGAAAAUGUCCAACAAUCGUGUCGUUUUUCUCAUUAUCUUAUGCUGGGGUGUCUCUUCGCUUAUUUCAUUUGGCCCGGUCAUGCUUGAACUCCACGUUGCAAACACUGACAUCGAAAUACCAAAAGACAGCUGCGUGUUCGUCGUGAAUCAAAUCUACGCCGUGCUCGCCUCUGUUGUCUCCUUCUAUUUGCCCAUGCUGACGAUGCUGCUGGCCUACUGGAAGAUCUACAAGGUGGCCAGGAAGCAAGCGAGGCAGAUCAGCGCAAUGGAGAGCCAGAUGGGGAAAGACACCAGCAAGAAGAAAAGACAUCGAAACGCAAUGAAAAGAGAAGGCAAAGCUGCGAAAAUACUAGGGAUCGUCAUGGGAGUUUUUCUGCUUUUUUGGAUGCCGUUUUUCACUAUCAAUGUUGUGGAUCCGUUCAUAGGAUACAGAACGGAGGCAGUGGUGUGGGAUGUGUUCCUGUGGUUGGGGUAUCUUAACUCCUCGCUCAAUCCUCUCUUGUAUGGGUUUUUCAAUCGCUCGUUUCGUAGAGCUUUUCUCAUGUUCAUAGGAUGCAGAGUUUGUCUUCACCAGCCUUUGUCGUGGGUGGAGCUGUCGCAGACAAAGAAAGAUGUGCAAAAUGAGCAAAGGAAUUAAAGGUCAAAUAUUACGUAAAAUUGACUUGAGAGCAUUUGGGCGUGUUAGAAUGUGGUUAUCUCUGCAAAAAUAUACCUGGAGUUGUGUUUUGUUUCAUUCACACAUGUUGGAGUAAUCCUAGUGUGUUUACAUUUCCAAAGCUCAAAAUGCUCUGUAGCACAAGACACAACUCUGGGUAUGUUUUUGGUUAGGGAAUACAGGAAGUACCACACUGUGUUUUAAAACUCCAUACACCUUCACUAGAAUCAUUUGGAUAAUGUCAGCCCUAGAAGUGCCAUUCUCUAUUGAAGUAAACUUGAAAACUACCACUACAUGUUAUGAGAAGUUGGAACAGAACAGUUUGACCUUUGGAGAUAUACACCAAGAAGAUGAAUAAAGGGUUACUCAAACAUGUGAAUGAAACAUUGUGAUGUCAUGAAGUUAAUGGCUACUUUUUACCUUUAGUUCAAUAGAAAUAGAACAGAAUUCAUGUCUGAAAUCAUCCAUAUGAUUCUAGUGAAGGUGUUUGGAGUUUUAAAAACAAAGUGGAGCACUUCUGUAUUAUCACAUGACAGUAUUCUACUGUUCGUAGUUCACAGUAUUUCGCCAGAGGCUAAUUGAAAGAAACUCAGCCUAAAUAUGCAGGAUUUUGUAUGUUGAACAUGUGUGAAUAUGUUUUUUGAUGUGGAAUAAUAUAACAUAGAUCAGAGAGUAGCAUAAUAUGUCUUCUUUAAAUCUGAUAAACUACAAAGCAUGAACAACUUCAAAGUAAAUCAUUUAGGUAUUUGAACUCAGUCAGAUGUGAGAUCUAAAAGAGACUUCAGGAGUUUGAGUUUCAGCAAAAUUUGAGAAUUAAUAAAUGUUGUCCCUAUUCAAAAGCGAAUAGGUAUUUGAAAUCUUUUUAUUUCUACUGCCAUUCUAAUGUGAUGUCUUUUCACUGGAUGCUUCUUAAACCUAUGAGCUUUUCUGUUCAGAGUCACAUGUUCAAUAUUUGUUUGUAACUGUGUGUUUUUUACUACUCAAACUAAGUCUCUGAAUCUGAAUUAAAUGUAUUGUAAUGUCAGUAUCAAUUAUGGCAAAUUGAGUUAUGGCACCCCCUACUGGACUGCAAAAAAGUUUUUAAAAUGAAUAAAAUUACUGAUAUU